AUGAUAAAGUCGGCGCAGACUACGAGGAAUACGAUCUCUGACAAGAUCGAUCGCUUCAAGAGCAAGGUGUACCGUGUGAACCCGACGCCGCAUGCCUGCAAGCGGGGCGCCGGCAGAGCCCUGAACAUCAGCCAGAUCGUGGAUUUGUACGAGGAGUUCAAGUCGUUCAUCCAGGACAGGAACCUGUACUACGUGGACAGCAACAUCGUGCGGCCGCUGACAAAGAGCUGCCAUCUCAGCCUCGCAGAGUUUAUGGGGCCUUCCACCGUGGACUGGUUUGUGUCCCACUACUGGGGCACCAACUUCUCCUACACUGUCAGAGCCUUGAAGCUCCACGCCAACUCCGUCCCCAGAGAUUCUCUGAUUACUCAGAGCAAGAUUACGAUUGCCAGCGAGGAGGGGGCGAAGUCCAUCGCCACCAGCUCGCCGAUUACCACAGCGAGCGACUGGAGGAGCCCUGGCUCCAUCUCCUACUGGAUCUGUGCCUUCAGCAACAACCAGUACCAGAUCGGCGAAGAGUUGGGGACCUCCCACGAGGAUUCGUCGUUCUACCUGGCGCUUCACAGUGAGUGGGUGGUGGGCACUGUCAUGGUGCUGGAUGAGCAAGCUGACAGAGUUGAGACAUGUGGCUCCAGGGCGAGGAUACAAGAUUGA
This is a messenger RNA of Symbiodinium sp. CCMP2456, 654 nucleotides long. The record is from the annotation of a GenBank genome assembly. Lineage: Eukaryota; Dinophyceae; Suessiales; Symbiodiniaceae.